AUGCUCCAAUUAAAAGUAUGCAUGGUAUGCUUAAAAAGUGAUGUGAAAGUUUUUAGUAUGAAUACAGGUCAACUAAGAAAGGAAUAUAAUUUAGCAUCAGGUUUAAAGACUAAUAGUCAUAACGGAUUACCUGAGUAUUUGUGUUAUCAAUGUGUAGCUUAUGUAAGAAAUUUUAAGAAGUUUAGAGAUAAAUGCCAACGUACAUAUUAUGCUUUGCAAGAAGUACUACAUAGAAAUAAAGAGAUUACCAAAACUAUCAUUGAGGAAAUAGAUACAAAAAUAUUAAAAAUAGAGCCAACUUUGUCAUAUUUGACUCCAAAUCAUUCAAGGACUAAGUAUGAAAGAGCAAAAUUUAAAUGGAUAAAACAUAACCGAGUAGGAUUAAAACAUCAAGAUGAAAUCUCAGUAUUCCAAUACACUACAACAUCUGAUGAUCUCAUAUUUGAAGUUCCUAGAAAAAAACCCAAACUUUCAAAGGACUUAGUUGAAGAAUGUAUAAAACAAGAAGAUAAAACUAUUGCAUCUCUGAAACCGUCACUUGAAAAUGAAAAAGUUGUUGAAAUAGAAGUUAAUGAUAGUAUCUUUGAUAAUAAUUUUGAUAAUUGUGAUGAAGAAAUUAUUGAUAUUGAUAAUAUUGACAUUAAUGUUACUAAUGAAGUACAAUCAAAAGGAGAUGAAGAUGUAGAUGGAAUGAAUUUAGAAGAAGAAUAUGCCACAAUGUGUCCCAUAUCAAUAGUAGAAGCAGAGGCCGUUGCAGAUGUGUAUAAAUUGUUUGCACAGGGCAAAUUUCAAUGCACUGUGUGUAAGAAGGCUUAUUAUAAUGAAAACCGUCUUAGUGCUCACAUGAGAAUGCACGAUACACAUACAAGUGGGUCAUACUUCUGUGGUCUCUGUUCUUAUUACUACAGAACAGAAUUUCUGUUAAGAACUCACAUGACUGAAAAACAUAUGUACAAAUAUUUAUGUAAAAAGUGUCCUGAAGUAAAUUUUGAUAGAACAUCAGCAAAACAACAUUUUAUAUGGGCUCAUCUACAGAAGGGUUCGAAAAAAGAUGCAAACUGGUAUGAAUCUCAACCUUCAACAGCUACUAAAGGUAAUAAGAAAAAUAAGUUAUUUAUACGACCUAUAAGAAAUAGCCAGAGAUUACCUCAAGAUUUCCCUGUAUACUCACCAAUUAGCCAAGAAGAACAAUAUGCAAUAGUCAAGGAAAGGCAGAAAACUAAAAACUACAUAGACUCACCAUUUAAAUGUGAAUACUGUUAUAAGGGCUUUAGAGAAGUGAUCACUUAUAAAAAACAUAUGAAGAAGCAUGAUCCUGCACAUUCAGGUAAACUACAAUGCGAUGCUUGCAAAAUAUAUUGUCCAGAUGCGAGAAAAAUGUACAAACAUAUGAACAUGAGUCAUUUAUUCAAAUAUUCAUGUCAAAUGUGCAGCUAUGUUUGUUUCAGCAGAGGUCAAGCAAAAAUGCACUACAAAUGGCAUAAAAAUGUUACAUACUCAUGUCCACACUGCAAUAAAGAAUUUACCAAAGCGUCAACAAGAUUAACCCACAUACGUAUCAAGCACCCGUCCACCUACAUCUGCAACCUCUGCGGGCACAGCUUCGUAAGCGUCACGGGCCUUUACUGCCAUAAAAAGCUUGCUCAUACAAAACAGGAGGUAGAGGAGAGUGCGGGCGCGCCGGAUCCCGCGCACGCGCUGUACUGCGCCGAGUGCGACGUGCAGUUCCGCGACGACGCGGCUCUCGCUACGCACUACGGCUCCUCUAUCAAGCAUGCUGAUACUAACUUAUCUAUUAAAACAUUAAGGAAAGAUGGCGCGGGCAUGCGUCGCGGGAGGCCGCGGCAAACGGGCAGCGGCAUCGUCAAUACAGGAGUGCAAACUUCCACUACUUGUGAGAUUUGUCACAAGUACCUGUCCAACGACGCUCAAGCACGCCGCCAUUACGAGGCGGAGCAUCCCGGCGCGCGCUAUCUCAAGAGAUAUAUGUGCGAUAUCUGCGGGCACACCACUAGGCAAUACGCCAACCUGACGGUGCACAUGCGCACGCACACGCUGGAGAAGCCGUACGCGUGCCCGCACUGCGAGCGCCGCUUCAGCAUGCCCAGCAACCGCGACCGGCAUCUUGUGGUCCACACGGGUGAGAAGCGCUACCAGUGCCAACACUGCCACCGGCGCUUCACACAGAGCAGUGCGGUCAAACUGCACAUACAGACUGUACACCUCAAGAUCCCCUACGCGCCCUGGGAUAAGAAGAACCGCAAGCGUCGUAGAGACCCCGAUCCCUCCAACCCCCACAUGCAAGUCAAUCCCAAUCCCAACCAACUAGCACUUCCCACGGGACUCGCACCGACCUCCCAUCCCGCACAGAAAUUCCUUCUAGACUCGUCCCACGGGAACUAUCUCAGCGCUUACAUCACAUACAAUGAG
Brenthis ino (lesser marbled fritillary) is the source of this 2430-nucleotide messenger RNA. NCBI's taxonomy places the organism in Eukaryota, Metazoa, Arthropoda, Insecta, Lepidoptera, Nymphalidae. The record is from the annotation of a GenBank genome assembly.